AUGGACCUCGUUAGUCUUCAGUUGGGCACCAGCAACCUAUGGAGCUGUCUCGUGACUCUGCUCAGCAAGCACUCAGAAUGGCUCAAUGCCAAGGUGAAGUUCUUCCUCCCCAGCAUGGACCUGGGCUCCAGCAACAAGGCCCCGGACCCUGAACAGAGGGUCAUCCAACAGCUCUGCAGACUCCAUGCCCGAGGUUUGGAGACCUGGGAGGCAUUCAUCCACUGUGUGUGUAUGGAGCUGGAGGUGCCGCUGGAGCUGGAGGUGCCACUGCUGAGUGUCUGGGGCCACAUAGACGGGUUUUCCAGCGAACUCGGUGCUGUUGAGGAAAGUUGCCCGGGAUCUCAGCCCCACCAUGACCUCAAGCGGCCCCAUCAGAGCUGUGGGUCCUCACCCCGUAGGAAGCAGUGUAAGAUGCAGCAGCUGGAGUUGGCCAGGCAGUACCUGCAGUUUCUGAGGACCUCCACCCAGCAGCGCUAUGACAGUGAACCCACCAAGUCAGCACCGCCCCUGUCCUUCCACGUCAACCCAAUCCUGCAGAGGAGUGGGGUCACGGCACCCUUAGACGUGCACGAGGAAGCUGCUACGGGGGCUGCCAAGGCAGACGAUGACAUCUGGGACCUCUUCAACACCAAGGCAGAGAAGAGCCGCAGAGUCGUCAUGGUCCUGGGGACGGCGGGCAUGGGCAAGACCACCCUGGCACACAGGCUCUGCCAGCAGUGGGCCGACGGCCAGCUGGACCACUUCGAGGCCGUGUUUCUCUUCGAGUUCCGCCAGCUGAACCUGAUCACAGAUCUCCUGACCCUGCCGCAGCUCCUCUUCGAUGUCCACCUGAGCCCCAGGUCAGGAGCCGAUGCCGUCUUCCAGUACCUGGAGGAGAAUGCUCACCGUGUCCUGUUUAUCUUUGAUGGACUGGACGAGGCCCUCUUGUCUUGCUCCACAAGAAAGAAGCCCAAAGACCUUGACGCCCCAAGCCUGCCUUUCGACCUCUUCUCCGGCCUUUGUGACGGGACCCUUCUCCCUGGCUGCUGGGUGAUGGCCACGUCCCGUCCAGGGAAACUGCCCUCCUGCCUGCCCGUGGAUGCAGUCAGGGUGCUUAUGUGGGGUUUCGACAAGCUGAGGGUGGAGGAGUACGUGCGCUGCUUCUUCAGGGACGAGUCAUUGCAGGCAGCGGCCCUGGCAGAAGUGCGGGCAUCCGGGCACCUCGGGAGCAUGUGUGCCGUGCCUGCCCUGUGCCGGGUGGCCUGCCUCUGCCUCCAACAGUUGCUUCCUGAAGCCUCCUCGGGCCGGGCUGCUGCGCUCCUGCCCACUGUUACACAGCUCUAUGUGCAGAUGGUGCUUCCCCUCAGCCAACACAGUUGCUUCCUGGGCCUUGGGGAGGUGGCUUUGAGGGGCCUAGAAUCCGGGAAAGUCAUCUUCUAUGUGAAAGACAUCCCUCCAGCUGUGAUGGCCUUUGGGGCUGCCCACAACCUCCUGACAUCCUUCUGGAUCCACAGAGGCCCUGGACACCAGGAGACAGGCUAUGCCUUUGCCCAUCUGAGCCUCCAGGAGUUCUUUGCCGCUCUGCAGCUUCUGGCCAGCCCCAAAGUGGACAGAAAAAAACUCUCCCAUUAUAUCACCCUCCAUUCCCACUGGGUGCUUCGGACCAAUUCUAGAUUGAGCCUCUUAGAUCACCUACCCACCUUUUUAGCAGGCCUGGCGUCCCACACCUGUCGCCCCUUCCUCAGCCGCCUGGCACAGCAGGCUGAGAGCUGGGUGGGCGCCAGACAGGCGGCUGUCGUCCAGGCCUUAGGGAAGCUGGCUGCCCGCAGGCUCAGGGGACCAAAGGUUAUAAAGCUGUGUCAUUGUGUGUGUGAGACGGAGGAGAAAGAGUUAGCCCAGCUCACUGCUCAAAGACUCGACCACAGACUGUCUUUCUACAAUUUUCCCCUGACCUACGUUGACCUGGCUGCUCUGGCCAAGAUCCUGGGCUUCCGGGAUGCCCCCAUCCACCUGGACUUUGAUGGUUGCCCUCUGGAGCCUCACUGCCCAGAGGCCCUACUGGACUGUGGGCAGGUGGAGAAUCUCAGUUUUAAGAGCAGGAAGUGUGGGGACGCCUUUGCAGAAGCCCUCUCCAGGACCUUGCCGACGAUGAAGGGUCUGCAGAAGCUGGGGUUAACAGGAAGUAAGAUAACCGCCAAAGGCCUCAGCCAUCUGGUACAAGUUGUGGCACUCUGUCCACAGCUGGAGGAGAUCAGUUUGCAGAACAACCAGCUCAAGGACCAGGAGGUGCUGAGUGUCAUGAGUGUGCUCCCUCACCUGCAGAGGCUCCAGGAACUGAACCUGAGCCACAACAUCAUCUCUGUAUCAACCCUACUCAGCUUAGUAAAGACGGCAGUUCUAUGCCCGACCAUCAGGAUGCUGCAGGCCAGGGACGAGGAGCUCGUCUUCUUUCUCUCCCCAUACACAGAGACAACUGCUGAGCGACAAGGAGCCUCCAACCUGCAGGAAAAUGCCAGUCAGAGAGAAGAGGCACAGAUUAGACUCUUGACACUCAGGCUCCGAGAGUGUCACCUCCAAGUUCAGGACGUGGAGACGCUCGUAGCCCUGCUCCAAGGUGGCCCUUACCUGCAGGAAGUAGACCUCGCAGGGAACAAGUUGGAAGAUGAAGGCUGUCGAUUGAUGGUAGAAGCUGCCGCCCAGCUGCACAUCAUUCAGAAACUGGACCUCAGCGACAACAGGCUCUCUACGUCAGGCGUGUGCUCUGUGCUGAGCGCUGCGAGGACCUGCUCAGCCCUGGCAGACCUGCACAUCAGCCUCCUGGACAAAACGGCUAUACUCACAUUCGCCCAGGGGCUGGAGGAGGAGGAGGGGACCCAGAAGAGGGCUACAUUUCUGGACAGCAUCCUUCCACAGAUGCCCUCAGAGCUGCCCUUGAACUCCAUAAGGAUCAGGCUGACACACUGUGGCUUUGAAGCUAAGCACGUAGAGCAGCUCUGCAAAGCACUGGGAGGAAGUGGCCACCUGGGUCGCCUCUGUGAGCUUGACUUAUCAGGCAAUGCUCUGGGGGAUGAAGGUGUCACCCUGUUGGCGCAGCUGCUGCCAGGACUGGGCACUUUGCAGUCCUUGAAACUCAGUGAGAAUGGCUUAUCCCUGAAUGCCGUGUUCAGUUUGAUCCAGCUUUUCUCGACUUCGCAGUGGAUUUUUCAUUUGGACAUCAGCUUAAAGAGCCAGAGCUUCCUCCUGAGAGGGACCAGAAGGCACAGGGAUGCAUUGGCUGGUGGAGCUUUGCCGGACUGCCCAGCUGGAGCCCAGGUUUUAGGGUUCAGUCAGUGCUGCAUCCCCAAGAGUUUUUGCCUCAAGGAAUGUCAGCUGGAGCCUCCGACCCUCACCCGUCUCUGUGGCGCCCUGGAGAAGUGCCCGGGGCCUCUGGAAGUGGAGUUGUCCUGUGAGGUCCUGAGCGACCAGAGCCUGGAGAGCCUUCUGCACUGGUCCCUCCAGCUCCCCCAGCUGACCCUGCUGCAGCUGAGUGAGACUGCACUGUCCUCAAGAAGCCCCCUGAUCCUGGCCAAAAUCUUCAGCUUGUGCCCACGUGUUCAGAAGGUGGAGCUGAGGUCCCUGCAUUGCUUAUCCCUGCACUUCCGGUCCAGCGAUGAGCCGGAAGGUGUGUUCUGUGGCAGGUUCCCAGGCUGCCACCUCCUGCAGGAGCAUGUGGAACCCCUGUGCUGGCUGCUGAAGGAGUGUGCACCCAUCCAUCACCUGGACCUCUCGGCAAACCUGCUGGGUGAUGAUGGUCUCAGGAGUCUCCUGGAAUUACUGCCUCAGGUGUCCGUCUCUGGUUCGCUUCAUCUGAGCCACAACAGCAUCUCUCUGGAAGGUGUCCUGUACCUGGUGGAGGCCCUUCCUGCCUGCCCACGUAUCCGAGAGGCCUCAGUGAACUUGAACUCCAAGCAGAGCUUUUGGAUUCACUUCUCCAGGAGCGAGGAGGCUGAGAAGACACUGUGGCUGAGUGAGUGCACCUUCAGUCCAGAGCAUAUACUCAGACUGGCCACUGGUGUAAGCCAGGCCCUGCAGCUGACGGAGCUCAUACUGACUCGGUGUGGCCUGGACCUGGAGCAGCUGACCAUCCUCCUGAGCCUGUUGAGGCGGCCAGCAGGGCGGCUUGACCUCAGGGUAGAGGAGCCAUGGGUGGACAGAGUUGGGGUGCUCACACUGCUAACAACCAGUGCCCAGACCUCAGGCAACAUCACUGAAAUAAGCAUCUCAGAGACCCAGCAGAAGCUCUGUGUCCAGCUGGAAUUUCCUUGUCUGGAGGAGAACCCAGAAGCUGUGGCCUUCAGGCUGGCUCACUGUGACAUUGGGACACACCAAAACCUUCUUGUCACAAAGCUGAUGAAGACGUGUGCCAGGCUGCGAAAGCUCAGCUUGUCCCAGGUUAACCUCUGCAGCGCCAGCUCCCAGCUGCUCCAGCACCUCCUGCUGUCCCUGUCGGAGCUGAAGAAGUUCUGGCUGACCUUCAGUCGUGUGAACAUUGAGAGCCUCCAUCACCUGGCAUCUGGCCUAAGCAGCUGUCACCACCUUGAGGAGUUGGACUUGUCUAACAAUCAGUUUGAUGAAGAGGGUACCAAGGAGCUGGUGGGGAUCCUCGUGGGGAAAUGCAAGCUGAAGAAGCUGGAUCUGAGCAGGAAUGGCAUUGGUGACAACAGCUGCCAUCGCCUUUCUGAAGCCCUCAGAGGUGCCACCAGCUUGGAGGAACUGGGCUUGAGCCAUAACAAGAUUGGAGAUGCUGGAGCUCAGAACUUAGCCAUCCUCCUGCCGGAACUGCCUGAACUCAGGAAGCUAGACCUCACAGCAAACAGCAUAGGCCCGACCGGAGGCGUGCAGCUAGCCGAGUCUCUUAGUCGCUGCAGGCGCCUGGAGGAGCUCAGGCUAGGACGAAACGCCUUGAGGGAUCCCACCGCCCAGGUGCUGGCUCAACGGCUGCCCCAAAAGCUGAAGGUUCUGUGCCUGCCUUCCAGCCACCUGGGCCCAGAGGGGGCACUGAGUCUUGGCCAGGCCUUGGAUGGGUGUCCACAGGUGGAAGAGAUCAGCUUGGCAGAGAAUGGCCUUUCCAGGGGGCUCCCACGCUUCUCUAAGGUGCUUCCGCUGCUCAGACAACUAGACCUGACAUCGUGUAAGAUAGACGACCAGGCCGCCGCACCUCUUGCUGCCAACAUGAUGCUCUGCCCGGCCCUGGAAGAGAUCCUGCUGUCCUGGAAUCUCCUGGGGGACGCAGCAGCUGCUGAACUGGCUCGGGUCCUGCCUCGAAUGGGUCACCUGAAGAGAAUGGAUCUGGAGAAGAAUCAGAUCACAGCCUGUGGAGCCUGGCUCCUGGCCGAAGGGCUGGCCCAGAGACCUGGCUACCAAAUCAUCCGCCUCUGGAAUAACCCCAUCCCCUCUCACACGGCCCACCGUCUGCAGACCCAGGAGCCCAGGCUGGUCUUUGACUUCUUUGAAGACUCUCCUCAGGCCCCGCCUCGAGCAGACCGCGCAGACCCCCGCGCCGCUGGGCGCUGGGCGCCCGGAGAAGCCUGGGCGCGCCGCCCGCGGGCGCCAGGCGCGGAGAGCGAGCGGGACAGCGCCCCGCUCCGCCGCGUGCAGAGUGCUCGCCCCUCCAGGAAGCGCGAGCCUCGCCUCCCCAGCCCGCCCCUCCUCGGCCGGAGGGAGGAGCCCGCGCUGUCGCCCGCCCUGAGCCCGCCUCGCGCGUCCCGGGGCCUGGCCGAGCGGAGGAAGUACCUGGGAUGUCGGCGCGAGCCGGGGCGCGGGGAGCGGCGACCGCCUAGUGCGGCCCCGCUGGAGGGGUCCGAGGGGAGCUGGGUGCCCCCUCCAAGGGGCCGUGACGCCGCCCACCUCCCCAAAAUACUGCUCCCCGCGCACGGCCGGACCCGGGCUCUUUGGGGACUCAGCGUGGCCCCGGCCACGAGGGGGCGCUGUGGCGUCGCCGGGCUGCUGCUGGGGAAGCGGCUCCCGCCUGGGCCGAGGCCCGCGGUGCUAGGGACUCGCCUGCGGGCCCCGCCAGCCUGGACGACGGCUGGAGGUCGCAGCCCCCACCGCUAA
Messenger RNA from Elephantulus edwardii (Cape elephant shrew), 6072 nucleotides. RefSeq names its product NLR family, CARD domain containing 5 (gene NLRC5). Bases 1 to 6072 code for a protein of 2023 amino acids. The record is from RefSeq and is a predicted model, not a curated record. The transcript is spliced from 50 exons. Lineage: Eukaryota; Metazoa; Chordata; Mammalia; Macroscelidea; Macroscelididae. Gene Ontology annotation, molecular function: protein binding.